This is a messenger RNA of Durusdinium trenchii, 2082 nucleotides long. The record is from the annotation of a GenBank genome assembly. NCBI's taxonomy places the organism in Eukaryota, Dinophyceae, Suessiales, Symbiodiniaceae.
GCCGAUGGCCCCCCUGGCAGCACGAUGGACGCAGAGCUCCUCUCGAAGAUGAGCGAGGAGAAUGAGCGGUUGAAGCGCGAAGUCAGUGCUUUGAAGGAGCUACACGAGAGGGAGAAAAAGAAUCUCCAAGCGCAGGUUCAGAAUGAGAGGUCUGUAGCGGAGCUCGAGGCGCAAAGUGUCAGAGCGAAGGUUCAAGAUCUGGAAAAGAUGAAGAUGCAGAUGGUGCAACUGACGCGGAAGCUAGACGAUGAGGUCAGUGCCAAGGACCAGGUCAUUGGAGAGACUCAUCGACUGGAACGAAAGCUUCAAGAGCUCUCUUUAGGUGCAACCACUGCCGCCACUUCGAGCACUUUGGAUGCUUCUCAGGAAGUGAACCUGAGAGAGAGAACCAGUCAGGUUUCCAUGAAGUUGAUGAGGGUGGUUGACCAGUGGAUGAAAUACAAGGACAUUCAGCAGGUCCUACUACGUAACGCCGCCAUCAAUGAUGUGGCCUUCGGCACGUUAGCCCAAGCCCUUGUGGACUGCCCCUCCAUGCAGACCCUAGACCUCUCGCAGAACUUGCUGACGAUGGACUCCUGCUCUGACCUGUGCCAGCUGAUUACGACUGCGCCCAGCCUCUCCUUCAUGUCCUUGGCCGAAAACCUGUUCUCCCUGCGCUGUGUGGGCUACUUCAUGACGGCAGUCAUGGAGAGGCAAACGACCAAAAGAUUGGUCCCCUUGGAUCUCCUGGAUCUACAAGGCAACGAAGGCCUCCAGAUGGCAUUGGCGGCGGUUCCUCCGCAGGACAUUGUCACAAGGCUACGAGAGGUGGCCAAAGCGCCCAGUGCCUUGAACCUCUUGAGCACCACUGCAGCGGUGGAGCUGGCCGCGCACGUGUCACGCGCACUGUGGCGAUUUCUGCAGGACACGCAGCAUCCACAGCUGCGAGGCAGUGGAGAUGAGGUCGACUUCGACUCCUUUGACAAGGCUACUCUGCACAAAAUGGACAAUUCCCUUCUGAAGAUCCUUCUUCUGCCCGCUGACGAGAAUCGAGAGAACUCUCGACCAUUGACCGCCAAUGCCGUGCUUUUGCCGGCCCUGGCGCGCCAGGUGACACAGGCCACGCAGGAGCAAGGCCGUCGGAUGAGUGGUGCCAAAGAAGAGCACCCAGAGAGCGAGGCGAAGGUGCCCUCAAAAUCCAAGGCGAGCAAAGUCUCGCGCUCAGGCUCCCAGGGCAAGCGGGAGGCACAGCCUGAACAGGUGCAGGUCUCGGACCCCUUUGCGGACUUGAAGAGCGCCUUCGAACCCGCGAAGGAAAAGGCCAAGACCUUCAACCUGAAGCAGAUUGUAACGAGGACAGGAACUGUCUUGAUGAAUAUGCUGGAGCGCUUGCUGGAAACCACCGACAUCGAUGCGGUGGAUGUUGAGUCCGACAUGACUCUGCUGGAGUUUGCCUGCACCUCAGGGAACCUAGGCCUGGCGAAGCUCUGCUACCGCCGCGGAGCCAAGCUGAUGGCCAUCUCCAAGCGCGGCGAGACGGCUUUCAACAUCGUCACCAGGAACAAAAGAUAUGACAUCAUGGAGUUUUUGCACAUCUAUGGUGUGAAGAUCAACUCUGCAGAUGCUGAGGGGAGGACUGCGCUGCACGUGGCCGCACAAAACAACGAUGUGGACGGGAUUUGCCGCUUGUUGGAGUGGGGCGCUGAUGUGAACAUUGGUGAUCACAAGAAGCGGACUCCCAUCCACUUGGCGGCAAUGGGUGGGCACACGCAGGCUACGAUGCUGUUGCUUGAAGUGGGGGCAGACAUGAACGCCAAGGAUGUUCGUGAAUACACCGCCAUGGCACAUGCGGAAGCCAACAAUCACUUCAAGCUGAUGGAUCGCUUGGUCGCACUGGGCGCCAAGGGCCACGGAUUGCACCAUAGCAGUGACCUGGCAAAGUCCAAGUCGACCACCAGCAUGGGUGGCAACACCACCGUGGCCGUGUCUGCGGGGAUGCUGAAGAGCACCUCGCUCGGUCGGAUCGGCAAGGUGGUGGUCAAUGGAAUGCCGGGCCCCAUCGUCCCCACCAUGGUGAAAGUGGACAACCCGAAGGGCCGCUGA